Lactuca virosa is the source of this 814-nucleotide messenger RNA. Lineage: Eukaryota; Viridiplantae; Streptophyta; Magnoliopsida; Asterales; Asteraceae. The record is from the annotation of a GenBank genome assembly.
AUGAAAGACACACAAUUGGGCAGUUACUUUGAAAACUCUAAUUAUUAUUCACUGAGCCUUAAAAGAGGUGGACCCCACAUUUCAAGAAGAGCUCCACAUUAUAAAAAGGAUGGAUACAACGAUUUCAAUACUUUCUGCAUGCAGAUGAGUGACCUGAAUCCGAAGGUGAAGACGGUUGGUUUUUUUUUAUGUCAUGGGUUUGAUCAACUGAUAUUCAAUUUUAGCAGGGGAAGAUUAAUAAGUAAAACAGUCGUGGAAAGUGAGGCUGGUCCAGCCACAAUUGCAGACGCCAUGAUACGAGGUCUCCCCAUCAUUCUAAACGAUUACAUUGCUGACCAGGAAGUUGGAAAUGUACCCUAUGUAGUGAAAAAUGGAUAUGGGAAAUUUUGAAAGUCACCAAAAGAGAUUGCAGAAAUUGUUGUUGAAUGGUUUGGUCCUAAAGCACAUGAAGUCAAGACUAUGAUAGGGCUUGAUCUGAAUUUAAACUAUCACAGAUCAGUCACAAACAUUAAAUAUUAAAACACAACAUAAAUUCAAUCUGGGCACAUAUCUGUUUCUUUCUGAGAUUUUUUUUAAGAAGACUCAAAAAGGAUAGAAGAACAAGAGGAUAACAUGAGCAAUGGUACACAAAAAUUAGCCGGAAAAAGAAAUUUAUAGAUAAAAGCAGAUGAAAAGUCAACAUACCCAGUGUGUAAAUGAGGCUAAUUUUCGGUGUCGUUUUCGUGUUAUGCUCUGAUUUUUUCUAUGUUUUCAAAUGAUUCCUUAUUAAAUCAUUAUACUUAAAUUCUGAAUAUAUGUUUUUGUUUGUCUGUGU